Molecule: messenger RNA, 1297 nt
Organism: Myodes glareolus (Bank vole)
Lineage: Eukaryota; Metazoa; Chordata; Mammalia; Rodentia; Cricetidae
Gene: Ltap1
Product: lipid transport auxiliary protein 1
Biological process (GO): phagocytosis
Source: RefSeq, a predicted model, not a curated record
CCUCGGCUUCCUCUUACUGGCGUAAUUCCGCGUCUCUCCACCCGGCACUCCCAGGUUUCCUUGCGGCCGGGGGUCACGUUACGGGGGUGGAGCGGAAAGGCGUUGUGCUUAACUAGCGCCCCCAUCCACCAUGUUUUCUGACCGUUUCUAGUUUGAUUUGUCCCCAAAACCAAAUGGAAAUGGCCGGGAACUCCAAGGAUCAUAGGCGCCCUGGCUUCCGCUGAGGCUGGGCUAACGCGCUAGCGCGACGGGAAUAUCCUAGCAGGUCUUCGCGGAGAGAGACGAUGGCGUCUAGCAGUAACUGGCUGUCCGGAGUGAAUGUUGUGCUUGUGAUGGCAUACGGGAGCCUGGUUUUUGUAUUGCUGUUUAUUUUUGUGAAGAGACAAAUCAUGCGCUUUGCAAUGAAAUCUAGAAGGGGACCUCAUGUCCCUGUGGGACACAAUGCUCCCAAGGACUUAAAAGAGGAGAUCGAUAUUCGACUAUCCAGGGUUCAGGACAUCAAGUAUGAACCCCAGCUCCUUGCAGAUGAUGAUACAAGACUACUGCAGCUGGAAUCCCAGGGGAAUCAAACAGGUUGCUACAACUAUCUGUACAGGAUGAAAGCUCUAGAUGCCAUCCGUGCCUCUGAGAUUCCAUUUCAUGCUGAAGGCCGGCACCCCUGUUCUUUAAUGGGUAAGAAUUUCCGCUCCUACUUGCUCGAUCUGCGAAACACUAGCACUCCUUUCAAGGGUGUCCGCAAGGCUCUUAUUGAUACCCUCCUGGAUGGAUAUGAGACCGCCCGCUAUGGGACGGGGGUCUUUGGCCAGAGUGAAUAUUUGCGGUAUCAGGAGGCCUUGAGUGAGCUAGCCACUGUGGUCAAAGCACGAAUUGGUAGCUCUCAGAAACAACACCAGUCGGCAGCCAAAGACCUAACUCAGUCACCCGAAAUGUCGCCAACAACCAUCCAGGUCACAUACCUUCCCUCCAGUCAGAAGAGCAAACGUCCUAAGCACUUCCUGGAACUGAAGAGCUUUAAGGACAACUAUAACACGCUGGAGAGUACUCUAUGAUGGAGCUGCAGACGCCGCCUGUGCAGCCUUCACGCCGUCUGGCUCAGCAGGCCCAGACUUACUUUGCCAGCCAAAGCUUCUGUUGAGGCCAGAGUUCCUUCAGAACUGUGGCUGAAGGGUCAUUCCCCAGUCGUUUCUUAGGGGCAUUGUCAAAUACUGGCUAAGACCUCAUUAUCUCCCAAAAGCACUUUUUCUGGAUUUGAAUUCAGAUGUCAUUAAUGUUUCUGUCAAAGCUUCCUUGAAAAUUG